Fusarium subglutinans is the source of this 912-nucleotide messenger RNA. RefSeq names its product creatine transporter. The coding region runs from base 1 to 912 and encodes 303 amino acids. Gene Ontology annotation, cellular component: membrane. Gene Ontology annotation, biological process: sodium ion transmembrane transport. NCBI's taxonomy places the organism in Eukaryota, Fungi, Ascomycota, Sordariomycetes, Hypocreales, Nectriaceae. The record is from RefSeq and is a predicted model, not a curated record. The transcript has 3 exons.
AUGCCGGGUGCCAACGUUUGGGCUGUUCUGUUCUUCCUCACGCUGGCUGUCCUUGGCCUCAGCUCCGCUUUUGCUCUCAGCGAAUCUCUUGUCACGCUCAUCUGCGAUUGUGGAUUAGGUCGCAAGUUCUCUCGAGUACUGAUUGCCACUGUCAUCAUUCUCCUUUCCUUCCUCCUCUCCCUUAUCCAUUGUACCAAAUUCGGCUUCUACCUCCUCGACGCUAUCGACACAUGGAUUAACAACCUGUCACUUAUUUUUGUGGUCUGGUGCGAGUGUGUAGGUGCUACGACCCUCUAUCGCUAUAAGGAUGUCGUUGGGCAGAUUGGUUGGACCGGUUACCUAGUCUACAACACCGGUUACAUUUUAUCUAUAGUUCUUGGUGUAGCAAUAGGCCAUGCCGUGAGCCCUGCGGCUGGUGCAGGUGUUGGAUUCGGCAUCUUCAUUGCAUCCAAUAUCCUCGCCAUCAUUCUUUCCAAGUCGCCCGACUCUAGACUUCCCGGAUUCUUUGGCAAAAACAAUGCAUUGUCCAAGAUGCGGUGGUUCUCAUUCUACUCUUUCAACCAGCUCCGCCGCGAUCUCGACAUCGCCGUUGCGGCCCCAAUUUUGGCAAUCAUCGUUUCUUUAGCCUUCCCGUUAUUCUACACCAAGCGAAACGACCCGCUGCACAUUUUCGCCUUUGCGUCCGCUUGUGGCGUUAUGUGCAUUGUUGCCGCUGGCUUCAUCCUCCCGCGAUGGUUUGACGUCUUCGUUCCUCCCGAGAAACUCCAUCUUAGUGAUACUUUCUAUGCCCCUCAAGUAGUUAUGGCUCCUCUCGAGGUUCACCGCGACGAGGUUAUUGAGCACGGAGAACAUGCUGGAGAGGGAGAUACUCAGCCUUACCCAACGAAGAAGACAGAGGCUCAGAGCUUCUAA